GCCGCAGCCAAUGAGCACGCGGCCCCGCAUCCGGGGAUCCCGGCGCGGCCGCCGCCUCCCGCGCACACACGGCCAUGGCGGAGGCCUCCUCGCUGGAGAGGCAGAGCCCUCGCGUGGCCUCCUGCCUCACUCACAGCCUGUGCCCCGGGGAGCCCAGCUUGCAGACAACAGCAGUGGUGUCCAUGGGCUCUGCAGACCAUCAGUUCAACCUCGUUGAGAUCCUGUCACAGAACUACGGCAUUCGGCAGGAGUGCGACCCGGCUGCAGGAGACCCGGGGAAGCCGGAGGGAGAGCUGGGGAAGGACUUCAUCUCCCAGAGCAGCGACAUGCCCCUUGACGAACUGCUCGCCCUCUAUGGCUACGAGGCAUCAGAUCCCAUCUCGGAGCGGGAGAGCGAGGGCAGCGACACCACAGCCAAUCUCCCGGACAUGACCCUGGACAAGGAACAAAUAGCGAAGGAUUUGCUUUCAGGGGAAGAAGAGGAAGAGACACAGUCCUCGGCUGAUGACCUUACCCCAUCCGUGACCUCCCAUGAGGCCUCCGAUCUGUUUCCUAACCAGAGUGGAUCCUGCUUCCUGGCUGACGCAGACAAAGAGCCUGGCUCCUCCACCUCAUCUGACACGGAGGAGGACCCUCUUCCUGCCAACAAGUGUAAGAAGGAGAUCAUGGUUGGGCCUCAGUUCCAAGCCGACCUCGGCAGCCUGUACUUGGAGCGCCACGGUGAGAAAAUCUAUGAGAAUGACGACCAGCUGCUCUGGGACCCCAACAUCCUCCCUGAGAGGGAGGUGGAGGAGUUCCUGUACCGGGCGGUAAAACGCAGGUGGCAUGAGAUGGCUGGGUCUCAGCUCCCAGAGGGAGAAGCAGUGAAAGACAGUGAGCAGGCACUUUACGAGCUGGUGAAAUGCAAUUUCAACGCAGAGGAGGCCCUGCGGAGGCUGCGAUUCAAUGUGAAGGUGAUCCGAGAUGGGUUCUGUGCUUGGAGUGAGGAGGAGUGCAGGAACUUUGAGCAUGGCUUCCGAGUGCACGGGAAGAACUUUCACCUGAUCCAGGCCAACAAGGUGCGCACGCGGUCCGUAGGCGAGUGUGUGGAGUACUACUACCUGUGGAAGAAGUCCGAGCGCUACGACUACUUCUCUCAGCAGACGAGGCUGGGCCGGAGGAAGUACGGCCCAUCCGGAGCCACGGAUGCAGACCAGGACCUGGACAGCAGCGACCCUGACGGCCGUCCCCGCUCGUCCCCCCCUCCGCCCCCUGCUGCCGACAGCCUGGGCUCCGAGCAAGACCCCCUGGCACGGAUGCACACAGAGCCGCUGAGCGUAGACAGCACGGCUGUCAGUCUUGGGGAGCCUGGGGAGAGCUCCGACAGCCUCCCGUCCUCGGAGCCGGGGCCCUGUCCGUUUCAGCAGCUGGACACGCCCCCAGCUGUGCCCCUGCCCAGGCGGCCCCCAGCCCUGGCCGAGCCAGCCUUCUACCCCCCGGCUACUGCUGCCCCGGAGCCCAGCACCAGCCCGAGACUGGCUGUGGACUUGGCCCUGCCGGGGGCCCUCCCCGAGGAGCUGCCCCUCAUCUCCAGCCACGUGGAUAUGAACGGAGAGCCCGAGGAGGCUGUGGCCCCAGCACAGGUGGCCUUGUCGGUCACUGAGUUUGGACUCAUCGGCAUUGGGGACGUGAAUCCCUUCCUGGCCACCCACCCAGCGUGCCCAGCCCCCGGGCUGCACUCGGAGCCCCUGUCACAGUAAUACAUUCAUAUGGUUCAAAAUCCAAAAAGCUGUAACGUGAUGACCUGUUGAUCCCUGGCCGCGGGCGGGUGUGUGCGACCCGGACUGGACUCGGGGCCACCGAGGGCCCCGCCUCUGCCAGUCUUCCCGACCCCUCCCCUCCUCGUGGGUCCCGGGGAACGCCGCCUCUGCUUUAGAACACGUCGAGGACGGGGUGAGCGGUGGCCGGGACGCCGCCCUGCCCUCCUCCCACACAGACUGGCACUCUCGGCGCCCAGCACCACUGUUCGUGCUGUCCAGGCCGCUGCCCCCACCGCAGGACCCGCCGGGCAGCUGGAUGCAGGGGCCCGGCCCCGUCUAGCCUGCAGAGGAAGGCGUCCCUGCCCCAUCAGCGAGGUGGGGAGAUGGGGCAGGAUGCUGCCCCACCAGCAGCCUCCACGCGGGGCGCCGUCCACACUCCGCUUGGCUCCAUCUCCCUGCCCCUGGCAGGGCCACAGGCUGCCCCAGCUCGGGGGUCGUGGGCAGCUGCUACUCGGUGCCAAACCCCGUGGGGCACAGAGCCAUAUACCUCGAUGCCGGCCCCGCCCACCCUCGACCUCCACCCUGCUCUCCACGUCAGGAAAAGCCGCACUUUACCCCCCACCUGCCUACCCCCUCUCUCCAGCCUGGAGCAGCCUCAGGGGUGGGGUUGAGGGAACAGGUGACCCACACCCCCCUGCCCCCUUGGUACCAAGGCACCGAGGGGCUGACUCCAGACCAUUCCCCUGACCCCGUGGGUCAUAUUUCUGUUGAAGCUCCCCAGCAAGAUGGUUCGGGGGCCUGGUCCUUCUCUUUCCUAGCUUUCCUCAUUUUAUUUAUGUUUCUGUUUACAAAUUGGAGUGGGGUCCUCCACGGGGCCAGGGCAGUGCUCCCCAACCCCUGGGUGUCACCAGGAGAGGGUUUUGGCUCGAGCCCGUCUGCAGACUUGGCCUCGACCUUCCCUCACCCCACCAAGGACCACACUGUGAAGUGAUAACUGCCUUGAAUCCCUUGCUGUUUUAUUUAUUAAACUUGAUUUGAAGCCCA
Hyaena hyaena (striped hyena) is the source of this 2783-nucleotide messenger RNA. RefSeq names its product MIER family member 2 (gene MIER2). Gene Ontology annotation, biological process: negative regulation of transcription by RNA polymerase II. The record is from RefSeq and is a predicted model, not a curated record. Gene Ontology annotation, cellular component: nucleoplasm. The transcript has 15 exons. Gene Ontology annotation, molecular function: histone deacetylase binding; transcription corepressor activity. NCBI's taxonomy places the organism in Eukaryota, Metazoa, Chordata, Mammalia, Carnivora, Hyaenidae. The coding region runs from base 75 to 1739 and encodes 554 amino acids.